Messenger RNA from Chara braunii, 2904 nucleotides. Lineage: Eukaryota; Viridiplantae; Streptophyta; Charophyceae; Charales; Characeae. The record is from the annotation of a GenBank genome assembly.
UGAUUGAUUGAUUGAUUGAUUGGUGAGGGCGCAGUCGCCCCGGGCGUUGAUGAAUGCAUCAAAAUUAUGUGGACGAGGACAAGCGCCUUGACGACGCUGAUCCAGUUUAACGUCGACCCAUUGAGUGCCAUAGAUCAUAAGGAGGCGCUGGGAAAACUAGGGCAUCAGCUACGCUCCCACACUUGCGUGCUCGACUUGUGCGGAACUGUGGACCGUGCGCAAUGGGACUCUGGGGCAUUCGCGUCUCUGAGUGACUUGCUGGGCUUCCUUUGUCAGGACUACCGGACAUUGGUGGUAUUCGUUCCCUGCUUGUGGAACCUCUCCUUCAUGACAUCUUUGUCUGCGCUUGGGGCUACCCGAUGCUACACGGGGAAGUGGGUUCGGAAGACGGCAACGAAGAAGACGCAUCAGUUCGGAAACAGCGUCUGGGAGGAGCCGAAUGUGAUGCACAUCCUUUUCAAAGGCGAGGAUCCUCGGCUACUGACUCACCCGGUGUACGAGGGCGCUGUUGCUGAAGACGAUGCUGCCGCUCUCCGGAGGAAACAGAAAGUGACACCCACGGAUGUGGAGGAGAACUCUUUCAAGUCCUUGACUUUCGCGGACAUCGAAAACAUGACCCAGAGGGGGGCUCUGUACAAGGAAGUGUCGUCCAAGGCUCACCCAUGCGAUUUCCACCAUGUCGUGGUCGAGCCCGUUUAUGACCCGAACAAGGACAUGUUCUUCAAGUUGACUCCGAAGAAAAGGCGCCAAGUCUAUUCCUUCCUUUACUGCGAACAACCAAGGUUGAGAUUUGACUCGCAGUACGUGGUGCGGAAGGAAGUCGCCAUUGCGGUCCUCCAGGGCUACCAUGGAGCGAGUCCGGCCGGCGCUGUGAACUUCAUUAAGAGGCAGGAAUAUCUGUUUUUUAACGAGAAUGUUGUCGAUCCGGCCGACUUCACUUUAGAUAACUACAAGCUGGCACUCGGUGAGGAGGACGACUUCAAUAUCGAGACUGAGCAGGAGGAGAGCGUUGAGGACGACCUCUUCGAUUUGGACGGGCAAUUGACCAUCUUCAACGCCUUAGUUUCUGAGUCGCCGUCAUCAAAUAAAUGGCUGGAAGUGUCCUCCGCGUUCUACACCCUUCCGUCAAGCCCGUCAAUUACGCAAGUGAGUUGGGAGUUGCCUGCGGGCACCCCACUGGAAGGAGUUGUGAAGCGCAAGUCUCGCGGAAAGGACGGCGAAGGGGAUGGUGAAGGCGGCGGGCAACGAGGUACCGGAGGUGGAAGUGAACAGCGUUCAACGAAACAGCGGUCUCCGGGGCACGCACGCGGCGGAGAGGGGAAAAAGGGCAGCCAGGAGAAGAAAAAGCCUCGCAGCGGAGAGAAGACAAAGCAUCACACAGGAGACGGUCAGGGGUCCGAUGUCGACUGCGACGAGGACAGUGGGGUUCUGGCGGUGACAGGCAGCACCUCAAUGGAGACGGGGAACGACUUCAGGCAUGGGUGGAUUACAGGGCCUGGCGAGCUGGACCCUGUGAUUAGCUCCAUCAGCGCAACACAGUAUACCGCUGCUGUUGGCGGGGCUGUUCUAGCUAAGAAUGGAACUUGCUUCGCUCAGCUCCAAAAACGGUUGGCCGAUUGUCUCGGAUCUAUCCGAACCUCGGAGACGACAUCGUCGUCCGGAACUCAGUGCCUUCCGGGAAGCGAGACGACAACAUACCACAGAUUCGACAACGACAAGGUCCAACCAUGUUCGGUUUCGCCUCAAAAGGAAGUUCGGAUUAAUCCGAACCCAGAAGCCAGUACUGCUGAGAGAGCACAGCGGUCUGCGGAACUCGAACGGGUGGUCCGGGAUUCCGAAAACCCUGGCGGCGAAAUUCGGAUUCAUCCGAACCAGGAGGACGUGUCCGCCAUGACAGACGACCGGUGUCAGGACACCGUCAUGCUGUGCAUGGAAGUCCACAAGGAGUUGCAGGCAGAGUGUCCGACUGAGGGUGAGUUAGCGACCAGUUUGAAUGUCGAGCCCCGCACACUCAGAGCCGAAUGCCUGGUGACGGUACACGCUGAGUUAGCAGUCUUAAGCGACUCUCCGAUGAAAGCGGACACGUCGUCGCCGUUGGAAACUGCAAUGGCUCGGAUGAAUCCGAACCAGGGCCCUGUGAGCAUGUCCCUCCCUGAUGCAUCUUUGGAGACGACCGCAAUUCGGAUUCAUCCGAGACACACGGAUGAAGGACUUGACGGUUGUCGACUUCUGACGACUUUGGACAAGGACGAUUCCGCCGACGACCGGAUUGAUCCGACACUCGGUGAUGUCGGGAUGGAACAACCAGUUCAGCCGGCAUACGACGACCCCUUGUACUCCGGCCUUCACGACGAGGCGAUGGGAGAGGAUGUUCUGAAGAAGUCCUCUGACGCUGUUGGAGAUAGAUUUCUCUAUUUGAGUGACGACGAUAAAGACACAGCGCACGAGGACAAGAAGUUAAGGGGGGGAGAGGUGUUAUUGGACAUCCAUGGGACCUUGAGCACAACACAAUGCGACACAGUGGCGACAGAGGAAACCCAACAUGUCGAUGUUCUGGACGUCGACGCUCUUUGUCCGGAGACGGACAAACUAAAAUUGCCCGUCGCGGACGUGGAGGAUUUCUGCCAUCGGGAUGGGGAUGAAUUCAUAUCGUCGCCGGUCAUCGACGCCGAUAUCUCGAACCUGUCAAGUUUCCCUGUGAGUUUGGAGCACGUCGUCGCCGCGUCGACGUGCACGGGGGCGCCAAUCAUGCUGGGACUGCCAUCGGUGGGCUCUUGUGACGUUGAAGCUAAGCCUGGUAAGCACUGUCUUCCUUUGCUUGCUUCCCGCUCGUCAGCCCGUUCGUGAAGUGUUGUUUGCUUCGUCGAUUUGGAGGAGGUGUGUACGCGGGCGCCAACUGGAUUU